UCCAACCACACCACCCUACCAGCACUAUCUGCUACCUCGAUUCACCUCCCCGCCAUACCGAUAGCAUCUGAGUUCUUCGCCAAACCUUCUCCUCGGCCCCAACUCGAGAGCUUGAGAGCGAAAGAGUCCUAGCAGGGCAGGCGCUUCCUCUUAAGCCCCCCAUUGGAAAGCAUGUCAACGUUGCAGUCGACCUCGUCACCAUCCAUGUCAUACUUCUCCACGCCAAACCAAAUGGGAGGAGAUGUGGCUACCGAGGCCUUCUUCUCUCCUACACCGCAAGGGAGCCUACGAUCCUCUGGCUCGUCGAAUCCCGGCUUUGCCCAUCAGCAGGGUCAGAACUUUGCGAGUACAGCCCAACUUACCCAGGACUUCUCCCAGAUGGGCACCUCAAGUCAAAGCUCGCCAGCGAUUGGGAGCUCAAACUAUGCCUCUAACCUGCAACAGCCAUUGGGAGACUACAAUUCUGGCGAGAGCAGACUAUUCCCAGUGAUCAGCCGGCAACAAUUCCAGGCUCAAUUCGCUACCAAUGAUCUACCACCCCAAGCCAGCGGAUCCACACAAGUGGCACAGGCCAAUGUGGACGACAACUGGAUGCUCUCUGAUCUGACGUCACUGCGAAGUCCUGGUCUGAAACGCUUUGCCGGCGACCACCUCGAGGAUCCGAGACCGCGGUCGCCUGGAACAAGCGGCAGUCUACGUCGACCUGCUUCCUUCCCAAUCCUGUCAAGCGUGGGCAGCAAUGGCGCUGUCCCUGUACCAAUCAAUGAUGCUGUGCCUCAAGCGCAGGCGUCGUCCAGCACCGGUCCGCACCGCCGUACCAUUAGCAACAAUGCCAACAACAAUGCAAUGACGACGUCACGGGUCAAUCUGCGCAGAUUGGCGAGCGGGACAGGACCAGUCGUGGGCGGAUCACCCCAACAUCACCAACAACAACAGCAGCAGCAGCAGCAGCAGCUCCGGGGCGGGGUCAAGAUGGGUGACCGCGCGGAUAUGCGGCAUCACCGAUCAAAUCUCUCCCUCUCGGCACUGAGCCAGUACCCGGGCAGCCAUCCUCCCCCUUCCGACGCAGUCGAGGGCAGCCUCGUGGAGAGUCCUCUCACGUCAUCGUCCCUAUCUUCCUUCAACGGCGGCACUGCAGGCGGACCCCAAUUCACUUUUUCUGUGCCCUCGAAUUCUGGGUAUGCCUCCGGCAGCCAUCUCAACGGAAGCGGGAACAAUCAAGGCGCCCAUCCUUCAGCAUCGGCCGGAUUAGCUUCCGAGAGACGGGGUCAAGACGAAAGGGAGCGAAAUCUGGGAGGGGCAGCCCAUUUCAGCACCGUUUCCUCCUUGCCCAUCGUCGGUCACCUUCCUAACACACAGUACUCACAUCCGACACCUUCAGCCAGAACAUCUCCCAUUACUUCACUCCAAGCUGCCACACCAGUCUCAUAUCAGCAACAAAAGAUGAACACGUCUCCUUACAGUACCGCCAAUGGCGGUCUUGGAUUCGACAUCUCCAGCAGGCCUUCGCGAGCCAGCAGCGCAAUGUCAACGGCAAUGGCAAUGGCAGCGCCAAUGGCAAUGGCUCCGUCUCGCCGCCUCAGCUCGUUCGAGCUUCUCAGCUUGCAUCGCCGCCCCUGAUCGGCUCGCAAACGCCCAGUCGCGGCACCAUUGCCUUGACGCCUGGCGGCUACCCCAGCAGCAGCAAUGCCAUGUAUGCCCAGCAUCCCCCUUUGCCUUCUGCGUCUCAUUCACCGCAGCA
Molecule: messenger RNA, 1741 nt
Organism: Microstroma glucosiphilum
Lineage: Eukaryota; Fungi; Basidiomycota; Exobasidiomycetes; Microstromatales; Microstromataceae
Exons: 3
Coding region: 172-1620 (482 amino acids)
Source: RefSeq, a predicted model, not a curated record